AUUUUCAGGAUUUGAUGGUUCAGGAUUUGAUGGAAUCGAGAUCCAUGGGGCUCAUGGUUACCUCAUUGAUCAAUUCUUAAAGGAUGGGAUCAAUGACCGAACAGAUGAUUAUGGUGGAUCAAUCAACAACAGGUGCAGAUUCUUAAUGCAGGUGAUUCAAGCAAUAGUUGAUGCCAUUGGUGCAGAUCGUGUUGGUUUCAGAAUGUCACCGGCAAUUGAUCACCUUGAUGCAGUAGAUUCUGAUCCACUGAACUUGGGACUUGCAGUGAUUGAUAGACUUAACAAACUUCAGUUAAACGUUGGAUCAAAACUCGCCUAUCUCCAUGUCACUCAGCCUCGCUACACAGCUUACGGUCAAACAGAAUCAGGCAGAGGUGGCUCUGAAGAAGAGGAAGCUCGGUUAUUGAGAACAUGGAGAAGGGAGUAUCAAGGAACUUUCAUUUCUAGUGGUGGGUUCACAAGGGAGCUAGGAAUGCAAGCUAUAGCUGAAGAUGCUGCAGAUCUGGUAUCCUAUGGCCGACUUUUUAUUUCAAACCCGGACUUAGUUUUGAGAUUAAAGCUCAAUGCACCCUUGAAUAAGUAUGUCAGGAAGACUUUCUACACCCAAGAUCCUGUUGUCGGCUACACAGACUACCCAUUUUUGAGUGAAGUAAAUGGGAACCAAGAGCCACUUUCACGCCUCUGAACUCAAAGUAAUUGGAACUUUUGUGUAUCGUAUAUGCAUUUGAAGUUUUAAUAAACAUCCGGUAUUUGGUCUAUAAGUGAAUGGCUUUGUCAAGACUUUCAGCUCAAACAAAGGUAAUUAUUUGUAUCCUUCUUUGUUUGAAAGAUUUAAAGUGUUUUGUAUAAUAAUUUAAUUCACAUAAACAUAUGUUCAAAAGAAAAAGGUUUGUGACAUUCUCCAACUUUGUAGUAAAAUAAAUAAUUAUAUAUAUUAUGGAAA
Molecule: messenger RNA, 943 nt
Organism: Jatropha curcas
Lineage: Eukaryota; Viridiplantae; Streptophyta; Magnoliopsida; Malpighiales; Euphorbiaceae
Source: RefSeq, a predicted model, not a curated record